AGCUUCCUCAAAAUGUUGCACAGUCCUAAUACACAUCAAAAACCUGCUGUUCUUGGGGACCAGAGCCAGACAAGCACCUCUGUACAUGAGACUUCUUCAAGCUCAUCUGCAGAUACUUUAAUCAUCGAGCGUGAUCCAAUUCCAGAAUAUGGAGAACCAUGUUUCAUUUCGCCUGAGUCAGCAGAAGACAGAUCAUGGAAGCCAUGCGAAGCAUGCAAGACAGAGGUGGAAAAAUUAGUGGAGGAAAAGGCCAAACUGCAUGAUGUGCUGUGUGGUAUAAGUGGUGAGCACCUCGAGGCAUUCAGAAGUUUUCUGGACAAAGUGGAACAGAUCCAACCUCAGGCUGGUGUUUGGGCUCCAAAAGGCAGAUCUCGGCAGCAGGAGCUAUAUCCAGGAAGUGGCCUCUUCUUGUCCUCGACUCACCUGGCUGCAAUCCAUGCAACCGCAAAGAAGGACUGCCUUCGCUUGUUCCAUCUUCUUUUUGAUGAAUUCUUUACUGCAGAGGAGUGCCAGAAUGCUGUGGCAUUUGGGAAACACGGAAAGGUGCCAGAUGGGAAGAGAGUCCUGGAUAAGUUCAAAGUCAAUGCAAUUCUAACUUACGUCAUGCGCUGUAGUACACUGGAUGGUUGGACACCGGUUGAGAAAAGUAAGGUCAAAAAAGCCUUCAUAAACAAAUGCCGCAUCAGGGCCACAACACUAAAUAUCGGAUGGGGCACACAGAGACAUUUGUUGAAAUGACAAUGUUCACCAAAAGUCCUUGUUUUCAAAUUAUGUAUGUUGGCUUCAGAGACUCAAGUUUAUUGUUGUGAAUUGUUGUAAACCUGGCCUGCCACUGCUCAUAACAUUGUUAAAAUUGUUACUGUUUUAAAAACAGAAUUUUACACAAAAAAAAGCACUUUAGUUUUGUAAUGACCAUGUUUAAACAGUUUUUGCUGUCUUUAAAAUGUCUUUAAAUUUGUUAAUGUUAUUUUGAUUUAAAUAAAG
This is a messenger RNA of Xyrauchen texanus (razorback sucker), 984 nucleotides long. RefSeq lists its product as uncharacterized. The coding region runs from base 13 to 738 and encodes 241 amino acids. Gene Ontology annotation, molecular function: DNA binding. The record is from RefSeq and is a predicted model, not a curated record. The transcript is spliced from 3 exons. Lineage: Eukaryota; Metazoa; Chordata; Actinopteri; Cypriniformes; Catostomidae.